AGAGAGAGAGAGAGAGAGAGAUUGGUUGGGUGGGGGUUCACAGAAGGUUUCAUUGGGUUCUGAGUUGUCAGUAUCUCGUCUGAUUUCUGUGUCGCACUGAGCGGAUUCACUCGUUUCCAUCAAAUCUCCAUCGACGGCAUUUCGUCAUUUACGCGGUAAACAUGCAACGUUUCGGCAACUGCGGCUGAUGUGAUACCGACACAACCCGACUAUGGAAUGUGGGCAAUGCACAGCUGUCAAACUCUUCUUUGAUCGACCGCGAUGAUCACCAUGGCAAUAAUUACGCGUCGGCAACGCAGCGCGAUAUGGAGAACGUGUGAGAGCGCGCUGUGUGUCAGAUAGUGACCGUCUCCAGAUCAUGCGCGUAUGUGUCUGUGUGUACUGUAUGUGUGUGAAUCCGUCCUGCUCUAGACCGAUGGGCAUGGCCCGGCGCAGGUGAACGCAAGUUCGCCCGGCUCGCAGUGUCGUUUGGUGAAGCGGUACCGGCUGUUGCGCAUCCUGUCGGUUGAAACCCAGUGCGGAUGGGUGGUGGUUCCGCACCGCAAAGAGGUCCCCCCGCCUCGCACAGAGAGACCACCCGGAUUCUGCAGAGCAAUGCCUCGACGCGGAGACGAACAUCUUUACAUAUUGGAGAAGUGCAGUGGGCGACUGCAUAUAGGCUGAUUGUGCGCGCAACAGAUUUGGGCCUGGACCGCGGCCAGUCGUGACUUUUGCCUGGCGACACGAACGCGCACCCCACCGCGUCUGGACGCGUGAGUUUGGACCCUUGCCCUCCGCGCAACAGCUGCAAGUUGGUGCCACUAAAGACCUAAAGAUCUAUCUAUCUAUCUAUCUAUCUAUCUAUCUAUCUAUCUAUCUAUCUAUCUAUCUAUCUAUCUAUCUAUCUAUCUAUCUAUCUAUCUAUCUAUCUAUCUAUCUAUCUAUCUAUCUAUCUAUCUAUCUAUCUAUCUAUCUAUCUAUCUAUCUAUCUAUCCUCAAACACGCCGAUAAACUCAAGCGCACAGGGGUUGCAGGUGUGUAACGCUGGUCAGGAUGCAGGUGUCAUUUGCCUGUACGGAACACAAUCUGAAGAGCCGCAGUGAGGACCGGUUGUGCGGCCUGAGGACUGCCCCUCCACCAGGGGGCAGCAGCGGAGGAGGUGCCGGGAGCGGACAAGGGGGCAACGGCAACUAUGCCCCUCAGGGCUCAGCCAAAUCACGGGACGCAGGUGUGCCCCGCCCUCUGCCACAAGGCCACGCCCACAUGAAAGAGGCGAUUGGACGGCACAGCAGCAUGAAAUACAGAAAUCUUGGGAAAUCUGGCCUGCGUGUUUCCUGCUUGGGUCUCGGCACCUGGGUGACAUUUGGCUCUCAGAUCUCUGAUGAGAUGGCAGAGAGUUUAAUGACGAUAGCCUUUGAGAACGGAGUGAAUCUGUUCGACACGGCUGAAGUAUACGCUUCAGGCAGGGCUGAAGUCACUCUGGGGAACAUCAUUAAGAAUAAAGGCUGGAGACGGUCCAGUUACGUCAUAACAACUAAGAUCUACUGGGGAGGACAGGCAGAGACAGAGAGAGGGCUGUCCAGAAAACACAUCAUCGAAGGUCUCAGAGGUUCUCUGUCUAGACUGCAGCUGGAUUAUGUGGAUCUCGUCUUUGCCAAUCGAAGCGAUGUGAACAGUCCUAUGGAAGAGGUGGUACGUGCCAUGACAUUUGUUAUAAACCAGGGUAUGGCCAUGUACUGGGGCACGUCACGCUGGAGUGCAAUGGAGAUAAUGGAGGCAUACUCUGUAGCGAGACAGUUUAACCUAAUCCCACCCGUGUGCGAACAGGCCGAGUAUCAUUACUUUCAGAGGGAUAAAGUUGAAGUACAGCUCCCUGAGCUUUACCACAAGAUCGGUGUGGGAGCAAUGACGUGGUCUCCUCUGGCAUGCGGACUCAUCACAGGGAAAUACAGCGACGGCGUUCCCGACUGUUCGCGGGCCUCAAUGAAAGGAUAUCAGUGGCUGAAGGAGCGAGUACACAGUGAAGAAGGACGCAGACAACUGGCCAAAAUUAAAGAGCUCCAUCUGGUGGCCGACAGGUUGGGCUGCACAGCUGCGCAGCUUGCGAUCGCCUGGUGUUUACGUAGCGAGGGGGUCAGUUCAGUACUUCUUGGUGUUUCCAACACAGACCAACUUCUUGAGAACCUUGGAGCCCUGCGGAUUCUGUCCCAAAUGACUCCUCAGACCGUAGGCGAGAUAGAUGCACUCCUGGGCAACAAGCCUCACUCCAAGAAAGAGUCACGUGCGUGAGAGAACGAGACGAUUGCCGAAAUACUUUCAGCCGGACAAAGAAAAGGAAAGCGAAAGGGGGAAACGACUGAACGCGGCGUCCCAUCGCUUCUCUGCUCUCCCGUAUAUUACAACGCCUGCAUGCCUUCUGCAACCUGCUUUCUGCCCAUACCGCACCGCUCUCUGUAACCCAACUCAAAUAUCCAAACAUACCUACAAACAAAACGUGCAAACUGCCGUCGGCCACCUCGCAGAAAUGCGAGGAACGAGAUCUUUCUUUACUUGGAGACACCAAAGUUUUUGUCUUCCAGGAGGAAGUCUUGCAGAAAGAGGAAAUAUAGGAGGCGAAUGACGACUUCAUGACCUCUCUCGCCCCUUUCCCUCACCAGUGGACGAGCUGUUAUGAGAGAGCGUGUGUUAACUUAGGCAUGAACGAGUGUUUGUACGUGUGCAUGCAGUGACACUUCAAAUCGAACCUCGAUGUCCGGCGUGCACCUCAAAAACCAGACGCCACGUCUCACGGUGUGGACAGCGCAAUAGCCGCUUGACGUUGCCAGAUGUUUACGAAAGCUGCUUGUCGCAUUUGUUGGGACGUGCGCUGUCUGUCGAGGUGCAGAAGAGCAUGGCGGACUCUCCGGCGUGUGACAGGAACACGCAGCGACUGCAGAUGGCUGGUUGGACACAUCACAAGUCUUCCUCCGUUUCCCUCCUUUCCAUCUCUCCUUGUGUUUACAAUGGUGCACCUGUCCCUUUAAGAGAAUCUGUGCAGUUGUAGGAGGGGUGUGUGUGUGUGUGUGUGUGUGUGUGUGUGUGUGUGUGUGUGUGUGCGUGUGUGUGCGUGCGUGCGUGUGUGUGUGUGUGUGUGUGUGUGUGUGUGCGUGCGUGCGUGCGUGCGUGUGUGUAUAUGUGUGUGUGGUGCCUCACAAACGUGUUCAUAGCUAAUUCCUUAUUUACCAAAAAAUGACUGAAACUCAUCAUUUGAAUGUGACAUUGUUAUACAGUGACCUGAAAAUGUAUUUGGGCGCUUAAGCCACACAUCACAUCUUAUGGUUUUUAUUGUAUUUGACCAAAGAAUCCCAAUUUUAUUAAAUUGUUACAUUGUUACAAUAGACGUUUGUUAGAUUUGAAAUGAAUAAUGACAGAUAUAUUGUGAGAAAAGGCUCCGCAUGAUUUGACAUCUCGCUUGAAAGUCCUGGUACAUUUUAAGGCCACUCUGUGUGAAAAUGAACAGAAAUAUAAAGGAUACCUAAAUAUUAACAUCCCAUACUUUGUCAUUUUAGAGACUUUUGUGGUAAUGAUAUAAUUUGGUCUUUUGGCAUAUUACUAUGAGAACACUGCAGAUGGGAUUUUGGCCCAUUUUUGUAGGCAUACUUGCUCGAGGUCAUACUUUGGCAAAGGGAUUGCGGUUUUUGUUAUUUUAUUAUAGUUUAUUAAAAAUUUAAUUAAAUUGAUUUAUAUAGCAAUGUAAACAGAUAAAUAAUAAAAUGACAAACUGCAUAAGAAAUUAAACUAAAAAAUAACAUGAAAUAUAAAAAUUAAAGCUAAUUCAAAAUACAUAUAUAUUUCGACAUAUACAAAACUAAAAUAAAACUGACAACAAAACUAUUAUAAGUCUGGUAACUUGUAACUGCAGACUAGUGUUCAUGUGGACAGUUCAGGUCACUAACAGUCUUGUUCGCAAUCUUUUCCUUAUUUUCUGACAUCGCUAUACAAUCUAAUCAAUAAGGAUGCCAAAAGGUUUAAAAAAGGCAAAAAACAGUAGGCCUACACUGUAAAAAAAAUUCUGUAAAAAAAAAAAAAAAUUCUGUAAGCUGGAGAAAUCGAAAUAUACAUUAAAAUAUUUUUUUCCUGUAAAUUACAGGAUAUAAGGAUAUAUAUGAAAUUGUUUUUCUUGUAAAUUUGUUGUAUUUUUCCUGUAAUUUUACGUUUUUUGACCGUAUUUCAAAGAUAAUUAAAAAACAAAAAAAUUGACAUUUUACGUGGAAAUCUGUAAAAAAAAGAAAGAAAAUUUCUGUAAAAUUACGUUUUGUUUUUUUACAGUUUAUGUUUUGCAUAAAACAAUUUCACAUGUAAUCAUUUAUAAUUGCAGCGCUUAAAAAGAAAUAAAACUACAUUUAAAUGUUGAAUAUGUAAAUCAUUGAAAUAAGAGAACCGGGUGUGAAUACUUUUGCGAGGCAUCAUACAUGUAUGUUUGCGUGCGUGUGGAGCAUGGCUUCUGUGGUCAGCGUCCUUUGCACUAAGUGGACAGUGUCAUAAUUUUAUGAUCAUAGUUCACAAGUAGUCAUGACGGUUAACAUGACCAGAGAACUGUGCUAGUAUUGAUGUGUGUUUGACACACACACGCUGCGUCAGUGACAAUGAAAAGCGAAGCACUUCACUAGUUUGUGUGUUUGUGUCGUUUCAUGAUUUCGAACAGGCACAGAUGAGACUCCUGCACAUUGGCUGGAUUAAAUUAAUAUUUACUGUCUAUUUCAUUUGGCCAACAUUGUAUAUGUGCAGUGCCAUACAACAAGGCUGUCCAAUCCAACUCAUGUUACACGUGUUACAGACAAGCACCGGCCUAGACUUUGUUCAGACAGGCAGAAAAAAUCUGUGGUCUGUUUAGUUAAAUCGUAAUAAGAUAACGUAAAAUGAUUCACUGGGUAUUUACUUCACUGUCAAAACAAAUAGAUUUUAUGACUUACAAAAAGAUGUGCAGAAAGUUAACAAAAACAAAUCAGAUUUGAGUGCCGUUCGAACAAAGAUUAGGACUUUGUUUGGGACAAGAUUAGGAGAAAAAAUGAACACAAAAACUUUCAGCACAGUAAACAGGUAUAGACAUUAUCUGACCCUUCAUUUAUAAAAAAUAAUUUAAAUUCUUUGAGUUCAAGUUAAUGCCAUCUAAAUGUUUGACGUGGAUUUUAGAUAGAAAUUGUCCUAAGACCAGUUUUUUAAGAGAUAAAGGUUUAAUGGUCAAACUGGGCCACUUUUACACGGGGUAACAUAAAUCCCUUUAUUCUUUACUUGUAAUGCAAAUUUACCAGUCUGUAUUCUCUCUAAUGUCUCUUUGUGUUUAUAUUCCUCGAUGACUUAUGUAAGUAUUGUACCUGAGUUGGUUAUGGAAAUAUUUUUGGCAUCUAUGUUAGAAAGAAAAGGCUUUUUUUAAAAGACAUGCAUAACCAUUAGCAAGACGGAACUAUCAUUAGUUUACAGAACUAAUACAUUUAGUGCACUCCCUCAUAUGGUGAUUUUGCCUGAAUAUGUUAAAAUUUACUGUCAUGCAACAAGGGAAAAAAACGUGAAAAAGAAAAAAACUAACAAGAACAAGCCCUGUACUGAAUGUAUCUUGCUUGCCUUUAAAAUGUGUGGAGAAAACUGUUGUCACAUGUGUCAUUUAUAUCAACGGCUACAGCAUUUGCAUGUUAAACAUACCAACAUACCACACGCACGCACACACACACACACACACACGCACACAU
Molecule: messenger RNA, 5705 nt
Organism: Triplophysa rosa
Lineage: Eukaryota; Metazoa; Chordata; Actinopteri; Cypriniformes; Nemacheilidae
Product: voltage-gated potassium channel subunit beta-3
Exons: 14
Coding region: 1033-2268 (411 amino acids)
Biological process (GO): regulation of potassium ion transmembrane transport; potassium ion transport
Cellular component (GO): cytoplasm; voltage-gated potassium channel complex; membrane
Molecular function (GO): potassium channel regulator activity; transmembrane transporter binding; voltage-gated potassium channel activity
Source: RefSeq, a predicted model, not a curated record